GCUUCCGCAAGGCCACCAUGCCCUCCGGAAGUUAGUUUGUUGUAGUCGGGUACUGGAAUGAGUGAAAGGUGUCCACAUACUGUAUAUAAACAAACCGUACAGGGUGGCGAAGGACAAAUAAAUAUAAGCGAAAGACACAAGAAUAUAUUCGCAAAGUAUUUACAGUAUACUCAAACCCCGUUUUUUAAAUAGUUCACUCCGCUGGAGCAAGGCGGAAAGCGAGGCGGGAGGAUAUGGAGCCCUCGCCGGCAAAGGGGAAAGCGCAGGGUCGGCUGCUGGUGUCCACGACCCUGGACGCAAAAGAUGAACUGGAGGAGCGGUUGGAGCGAUGUGUGGGUAUCGUCACCAGCCUUAUCAACGGUCUUUCAGAGCGGGAGGCGAACGAUACGCUCACAGCACACGUGUGUAAGGGCUCCCAGCAGCACGAGGAGGUGUGUCUGGGGCUCUUCUCGCUGCUGUUAACAGAGCCCACCCAGGCACAGCGGUGCUACAGGGACCUGACCCUGGUGAACCGGGAUGGCAUGAACGUGGUCCUGAUUAAGAUCAACCAGAUCCUCAUGGAGAAAUUCCUCAAGCUGCAGGAGGUCUGCCGCACACAGCUGGUGUGGCUGGUGCGGGAGCUGGUGAAGAACGGGGUGAUCGGGGCAGACGGAGUCCUCAUGACCCUCAUGAAGCAGAUAGCAGGAGGGGACAUCUCCACCAAGAAUCUGUGGCUGGCAGAGAACGUUUUGGAAAUCCUCGUGGAUCAGAGGGAGUGGGUGUUGAAGAGUGGGAUGCUGAUUGCCAUGUGCGUGUACACGUACCUGCGGCUCAUCGUGGACCACCACGGCUCCCCCCAGCUCCUGCUGCUCCGGCAGAAAGAGGUGGACUUCUGCAUCGGCCUGCUGAGAGAGAAGUUCAUGGACUGUUACAUCAUCGGGAGGGACCUGGUGCGGCUGCUGCAGAACGUGGCCAGAAUCCCAGAAAUGGACCUGCUGUGGAAGGACCUGCUACACAGCCCACAGACCCUCAGCCCUCAGUUCACUGGUGUGCUGCAGCUGCUGACCUCCCGCACCUCCCGCAAGUUCCUGGCGUGCCGCCUCACCCCUGACAUGGAGACCAAGCUGCUCUUCAUGACCUCCCGGGUGCGGUUUGGGCAGCAGAAACGAUACCAGGACUGGUUUCAGAGGCAGUACCUGUCGACGGCAGACAGCCAAUCGCUGCGCUGCGACCUGAUCCGCUACAUCUGCGGUGUGGUUCACCCCUCCAACGAAGUGCUGAGCUCCGACAUCCUGCCCCGCUGGGCCAUCAUUGGCUGGCUGCUCACCACCUGCACUUCCAAUGUUGCAGCCUCCAAUGCCAAACUGGCUCUCUUCUAUGACUGGUUGUUUUUCAGUCCGGAGAAGGACAGUAUCAUGAACAUAGAGCCUGCGAUCCUGGUGAUGCAUCACUCCAUGAAGCCCCACCCUGCCAUCACCGCCACCCUGCUGGACUUCAUGUGCAGGAUAAUCCCUCACUUCUACCCUCCUUUGGAGGGGCACGUGCGGCAGGGUGUCUUCAACUCUCUCACCUUCAUCAUGGAGAAGAGGGUUCUAGCUCACCUGGCUCCCCUGUUUGAUAACCCCAAACUGGACCGGGAGCUGCGGUCCAUGUUGAGAGAGCGCUUCCCAGAGUUCUGCAGCUCCCCCUCUCCUCCGGCCGAGGUGAAAAUGGAAGAGUCUGCCUCCUUGGAGAUGGACAAUCAUGUUCUGGACAAGGAAGAUGGAUGCUAUGACAGUACGGAGGCAGCUUUCAGCGAUGAUGAGGAGGAAUUGAACAGCAAGGGCAAAAAGCGUGAGUUCAGGUUCCACCCAAUCAAAGAAGAGUACAUCGAGGAACCUGCUGAUAUCACACCCUAUAUCGACCAAUUGGAUGACACGAUAAAGGAGAAGGUGUUGCAGCUGCAGAAGGAGAGUGAUACAGAGAUGCAGUGCGAAGUGAUGCAGGAUAUCGUGGACCUCAUUUUGGAGGAGGACUUUGACUCGGAGCAGAUGUCUUCUCUGGCCUCCUGUCUGGCAGAGCUGUUUAAGGGCCACUUCCGCAGUGACGUGCUGCCAGAUGAGAUCACAGAGGAGUCCCUGGAGGAGUCGGUGAGCAAGCCUGUGUGCCUGGUCUUCAGGAACCUGUGUCAGAUGCAGGAGGACAACAGCGGCUUCUCCGUGCUCCUGGACAUGCUGGCCGAGCUGUACCAGAAGCAGCCCAAGAUCGGCUACCACCUGCUGUACUACCUCAAAGCAAGUAAAGCGGCCAUGGGGAAGAUGAGUCUGUACGAGUCGUUCGCCCAGGCCACGGCGCUGGGAGACCUGCACACCUGCCUGAUGAUGGACAUGAAGGCGUGCCAGGAGGACGACGUGCGGCUUCUCUGUUACCUCACCCCCUCCAUCUACUCCGAGUUCCCAGAUGAGACUCUUCGUAGCGGGGAGUUGCUCAACAUGAUAGUGGCUGUUAUUGAUUCGACACAGCUGCAGGAGCUGAUGUGCCAUGUGAUGAUGGGGGAUCUGGUCAUGUUCCGGAAAGACUCUGUUCUCAAUAUCCUCAUUCAGUCUCUGGACUGGGAGACGUUUGAGCAGUACAGCACCUGGCAGCUGUUCCUGGCCCACAGCAUCCCCCUGGAGACCAUCAUUCCCAUCCUGCAGCACUUAAAGUACAAAGAACACCCUGAAGCCCUGUCCUGUCUACUCCUGCAACUCCGGAGAGAGAAACCCACAGAGGAGAUGGUAAAGAUGGUGUUGAGUCGGCCCUGCCACCCGGAAGACCAGUUCACCACCAGCAUCCUGCGACACUGGGCGGCCAAACACGACGAUAUCCUGGGGGAGCACGUCAAGGCCCUGCUGAUUAAGAACAACAACCUGCCACGCAAGCGCCAGAGUCUGCGAAGCUCCAGCAGCAAACUGGCUCAGCUGACCUUAGAGCAGAUCCUGGAGCACAUGGACAACCUGCGGCUGAAUCUCAUCAACAACAAGCACAACUUCUUCACCCAGACACCCAUCCUGCAGGCUCUGCAGCAUGUCCAGGCCAGCUGUGAUGAAGCACAUAAGAUGAGGUUCAGUGAUCUUUUCUCAUUGGCUGAGGAGUAUGAGGACUCCACCAAGCCCCCCAAGUCACGGCGCAAAGCCCCUGCAUCCAGCCUGCGAUCCCGAAAGGGCGUGGCCCCGCCCGCGAGCAACGAGGAAGAGAGCGCCUCCAGCAGUGCUUCGGAAGAGGAAGACUCCAAGCCCAAAGCCCCAAAGAGGAAGAGGAAAGGCUCAUCUGCUGUGGGUUCUGACAGCGACUGAGACGCCUCCUGACUCUGCCCACCAUUGUGAUGUCAUUGGGGACAUGCCCACUGCCUUACUUUGCUCCUCCUACAUUGAGGAGCCCCUGCCCUAAAAACAGUCCAACUGCCAGGGGGAGGGCACCUGUUUGCAGUCUGCGACCACUGUCAAGGAGCAAGCCCCUCCUCCCACAUCACUGCUCAUUGGCUGAUUGAAGUGGCUGUGGGAGGUAAGGGAGGCAAUGGGACACACACAGAUGCUUUCAAGCUCCUGACACUGUGGCUAAGACGGAUUGGGAUUGACAGACUUCGAGAUCCUACAUUACAGAAAGGAAUGCACAACUUCUCUCUGACUUCAGAGGGUGACACUGAAGUGCCCCCAAAUGCCAGCUUCUUGCACACAGGGGUGUGUGACACUGUACUGAUAUCUGCUCUUACUGUCCUGUUACCCUGGGGGUAUGGCUUUGACUUUUGAGCCCCCCUUCUACUUUUCAAACCCUGACUCAAAAAGACCCCACGGCCCAUUAAGUCUUCUCAAACAACUUUUAACUGAAAUAAUGGACUACAUAUCCCUACCUUGAAAACUACGGUUGCUGAUGAUGACAGAGAAGACAAACGCAGUACUUCAGACGAUGCACAGGCUCACAGCUGUUGUUUGUUGUGGAGAAUGCUGGUUGCACUGGGCUGGGAAACAUGUGUGCUGAAAUAUACCUUCCCUUGGAAUUCUCCAUCUAUCAAAACCCUACUGAGGACACAUUCUAUACUCUGACAAAUGGGUAUUGAAGCUGAUUGCUACACCCCAUGCGUGGUGUCGACAGCCACUCUCCUCUUCUUAUCUAGUUCACUGCUGUGGUUGUCUGGACUGUGACGUGUAGAGACACCUCUGCCUGGCGACUGUUAACUUCACUGUAAAUGGGGAACAUGCAGGGAUCAGCGGUAAAGUACUCAAGUGUCAAAAGCGCAACAACCAUAUGACUUUUUUAAUCACUUGUUUCAAUUGACAUAUUUUCAUACACAAAAGAUCCUAACUGUGCUAAUGAGAAUAAAAAGGAUGUGAAUUGUG
Conger conger (European conger) is the source of this 4334-nucleotide messenger RNA. Its product is annotated as integrator complex subunit 3. Gene Ontology annotation, cellular component: cytoplasm. The coding region runs from base 234 to 3293 and encodes 1019 amino acids. The transcript has 29 exons. The record is from RefSeq and is a predicted model, not a curated record. Lineage: Eukaryota; Metazoa; Chordata; Actinopteri; Anguilliformes; Congridae.